Psammomys obesus (fat sand rat) is the source of this 1134-nucleotide messenger RNA. RefSeq names its product serine protease 40-like. Gene Ontology annotation, molecular function: serine-type endopeptidase activity. The coding region runs from base 1 to 1134 and encodes 377 amino acids. The transcript has 5 exons. Gene Ontology annotation, biological process: proteolysis. Lineage: Eukaryota; Metazoa; Chordata; Mammalia; Rodentia; Muridae. The record is from RefSeq and is a predicted model, not a curated record.
AUGUGGGGCGCUAGGGCCCAGAAAUCGGGCUCAGACCGGUCCGGGGCCUGUCUUCUGGCUUCUCUGCUCUGGCUGAGCUUCCUGCCUCAGCAGACCCGGGCCGCCAACAUCUCUAGCGCUGCAAAUAUCACAGCCGCCCAGACUGCGCUAUCCCUGUCGCAGGUAUGUGGCAAGAGCAAAUUCCAAGGGAAGAUCUUUGGUGGUCAGAAGGCAGGUUCUGAGCGGUGGCCGUGGCAGGCCAGUCUGCGCUUGUAUGGCUCGCACAUCUGUGGAGCAGUUCUCAUCGACAAAAACUGGGUAGCUGGCGCUGCCCACUGCUUUCAAAGGUCUCACAACCCAAAUGACUACCAGAUCCUGCUGGGCUACACCAAGCUGAGCAGUCCCACCAAGUACAGCCGGCAGCUGUCGGUGAACAAGCUGAUUGUUCACAAAGACUACGACAAAUUACACCGCCAGGGAAGUGACAUUGUCUUGAUGCAGCUGCAUUCGCCUGUGGAGUACAGCUCCCACAUCUUCCCAGCCUGUGUCCCGAAGAAAGAUAUACAAAUCCCCGAAAAUAAGGCCUGCUGGGCAACUGGCUGGGGGCAUCUCAGGGAGGAUGUGAGCCAUCCUUUGCCUGACGACCUCCAUGAAGUGCAGCUAACCCUCAUGGAAAACGACCUGUGUAAAUCAUUUUUCCCACCACCUCAGCCUGGCUCCACUAGCAGCUACUACAUAUACGAUGACAUGCUGUGUGCAGCUGACUAUGAGAUGACCAAAUCCAUCUGCGCCGGAGAUUCUGGGGGGCCCCUCGUCUGCUCUCUGAAUGGCUCCUGGUACGUGGUGGGGCUGACCAGCUGGAGCGCAUCAUGUGAGACCCCAAUCGCCACCCCCAGUGUCUUCACCAGGGUCUCAUACUUCAACAAGUGGAUUGACGAUAACAAGAAAUCAUCACCCAAUCCAAGUCCAGAGUGGUCCCAUAAGCCCCCUAACAAGACGCCAGGGGGUCAUAAGCCAUCACCCCCUGGGGGUGGUGAAAAUACUGAUGGCACUGUUAGCGAAAAUGAUGGCGUUGUUAUGAAGCCGGCGGUCUGCACAGCCCUGCUGUCUUCUCAGGUCCUCCUGCUACAGUUGGUUUAUUUCAGGACUCUCUGA